UUGUUCGUGGGCAGUGUUCACUGUUCAUUCAGUGUUCACCCUUGAGCUCUCGCUCAAUCCUCAGUGAGUGAGAUUCAGUCACUUAGACGGACCAUACGGAGUCCGAGGAUCGAGUGUCGAACGCCAAGGAUAUCCCUCUCUGUGGCUCUGGAAAUUCGGGGACGAACCGGCCAGUCAGCCCUCUCCGCUCUCUCCGCCCUCUCUAGCCACCUCAAGGGGCGUUUCAUAUUUGUGUGCAUAUGUGGUUUUCGCUCUGGCUGGUUGAUUCUGACGCGUCGCCUCCGUUCUUAGCCACCCGUUCAUAAUGGCGGCUCCACCCGUGCCCGUGCCCACUAUGGAGGUCACCGAUGAAACGGGUCGAUGUGCAUCCAUUCAAUUCGAUGACCAAUCGCCGCUGUUGGCAGAAGACCUCGACCACGACGACUUUGACGAGGAUGGUGAGGAGAUAGCCCACUUGGUGACGCCCUUCGUCGGCCUGAAUCGCACCUUGGGCACCUUUGCGGGCGUGUUCUGCCCCGUAUCCUUGUCCAUGUUCAGUACCCUGCUGUUUCUUCGCGUGGGUUACAUCGUGGGCAAUGCCGGCUUGCUGGUGUCCUUGGGCUCGUUGGCCUUGUCUUACGGCAUUUUGUGCUUGACGGUGCUGUCGAUAUCGGCCAUUGCCAGCAAUGGCGCCUUGGAGGCCGGUGGCGUGUAUUUCAUGAUCAGUCGCACCUUGGGCGCGGAAUUAGGCGGGGCGGUGGGCGUUUUGUUCUUUUGGGCCAAUGUCUUCGCUAGUGCUCUCUACGCCACCGGAUGUGUGGAGGGAUUGGUCAACAACUUCACCAAAUUUGGCGUGUGGCAAAAACAUUUCCUCUCGGAGAAGUGGUUCGAUUAUAUGAUCACGUCGUUGAUCAAUGGCGUCAAUCUCUUGAUUUGCAUGGUGGGCGCCCACAUGUUCGGGCGCACCAGCGGUGUCCUGCUCUUGGUCGUGGUGAUCGCCACCCUGCUCACCAUCGGCAGUUAUGUCACGCCCUUCGCCCAGGACUUCCAAUACAACCGCACUGUCUGUGAAACGAACUGCACGCCCGAGGUCUUCAAUGGAUCGUUUUCCGGGCUUGUGUCUCAGCCCUGGUCGGAUAUCGUCGAGUUAACCAACCAAAAUUUAAUGCCCGCCUUUCAAGCCGAUUGUGAAGACUCCCAGGCCGAGGUCUCUUUUAGCACGGUGUUCGCUGUCCUUUUUUCCGGCGUGACCGGCAUCAUGGCGGGCGCGAACAUGUCGGGUGACCUGAAGAAGCCGGCCCGCAGUAUUCCCUAUGGGACGCUGAGUGCUUGCGCUUUCACGGGAUCGAUCUACACGAUCGUCUUCAUUUUGACGGCCAUGACUUGCGACCGAGGGCUCCUCUACUACGACUGCCAGUUCAUGUCCGAAUUCGUCUUUUUCAAGCCCAUCGUGGCCAUUGGCACCGUCGUCACCACGUUCUGUGCCAGUACCAGCAGCCUCAUUGGGGCUAGUCGGGUUCUCUACGCUUUGGGUAAGGACUCGCUCUUCGGAGCGCACCUCAGUCCGUGGCUGACGAAGACGAUGAUGGGUGGGAAUCCGUAUUUGGCCGUGAUUUUCACAUACAUCUGCGUCCAACUGAUUUUAUUGGUGGGCUCAUUGAACCAAAUCGCUAAGCUGUGCUCGCUUUUGUUCCUACUCUCGUACAUGGUGGUUAACUUAGCCUGUCUUGGACUUGAAUGGGCCAAACCACCGAGUUUCAGACCCUCGUUCGACUACUUCCACGUAGGGACUUGCAUCAUUGGAGCCGUGUCUUCGGGUGGCAUGAUGUUCGCUCUUAGCCUGAACUUCAGCUUAGUAUGUAUUGUUUUAUUGGUCUUUAUUAUGGUGCUCUUUCACAUAUUUCGCACCAACCAAAACGAUUGGGGAUCGUUGAGCCAGGGCAUCAUAUUUCACACCGUCCGCAAGUACUUGUUGCUCUUGCAUCCCAACAAGCGUCAUGUGAAAUAUUGGCGACCCCAUAUUCUGCUCCUGGUGGGCAAUGUGCGAAAGUCUUGUGCUCUGAUGGACUUCACCAAUGCCAUGAAGAAGUCGGGCAUGUAUUUCAUCGGUCACGUGGUGAUGGGCGAUAUCAACAUGAUCGCCAAAGAUCCCGUGAUGGGUGAAAUGUCUCGGUACCAAAGUGUGAUUGAUAAGCUCAAGAUCAAGGCUUUUGUGGAAGUGACGUUGGCCAAGACCCUCCGCGAAGGCAUCCAGAACCUGAUCUGCCUGGCAGGCUUGGGUGUGAUGAAGCCCAAUACGAUUAUGAUGGGCUUCCCCAGGACUCAAGAUGAUGAAAUCGACGAAUUGAAGAACUCUCAAUUCGCUGACCGGGAAUUGGAUGAUCUUUUUCCUGCCCUUCAAGCUCCUGAUGAGCGGUCAAGUGCCCCCACAGCCUCCGAGUAUCUGUCCAUUGUGGGCGAUGUGAUCAAGUUGGGAAAAAAUCUGUGUAUAUAUCGGCAUUUUCAACAGCUCAAUCAUAGCAGUUUGUUUCCCCGCAAUCGCCUCGGACGAACCACUCGGCCCACUGAACCGAUUCAUAUGGAUGUGUGGCUAGUGGAUUUCUUCUCGGGCCCUAACACCACAUUAGCCACCAAUUGCACCACUUUCAUCCUUACCAUGGCUAGUUUGGUCACUCGAGUGUCUCGGUGGAAGCAUUUGACGUUGAGGGUCCUGAUCCGAAGCCCUCAAGAUGAGGCGGCGGCCGUGGAGCUCUCCGACAAACUUGACCUUCUUUUGACCAACAUUCGAAUCAACACCAAACGCGUUCGCAAAGAUCUCAACAUCUCGCAAACUGAAGCCGGGGGACAGUUACCCUCUCGUCUGAGAGAAGGAAAAGCCGCAUUUGAUAUUUUGUCCAUCUCGGAUGACUACAUGAAGGCUAUGAAUGAGCGGAUAGUGUCGUCUAGUAUCCACUCGGCAGUAACGAUCAUCAGUCUAAAUCGACCACCGUAUCGAAAUCGAAGCCCGGAGGUGGAUCAGGCCUACAUGAGAUUGCUUCAGAUCCUCACCAAAGACCUUCCUCCCACUCUACUGAUUUACGGAAUUGACAAUGUCAUAUCCAAUUAGUGCUCAUUUUACUUUUGUUUUGAAAGCCUUGAUUUUAUUCCUAUAUAUAUAUUCUGAUGUAUUCCAAUUGUACAUCGCAUUGAAAGAUCUGUUCAAAUGAAUUUGUGAUACGAGUAUGCUCAUGAUGAAUUCUCUUGUGAUUUCGUACUUGAUAUAUUUUUUUCUUCACAUGUCAGAACCCAGAAUGUUAAGUAACCCAAUUGUGUGCUUUCUCCAAUAAUCUGUCUUGUCAAUAAAACAAAGUAUUGGAAAUAAAUUUUCUCUUUGAUCGCUUAAGCCAAAA
This is a messenger RNA of Tigriopus californicus, 3368 nucleotides long. Its product is annotated as solute carrier family 12 member 9-like. Gene Ontology annotation, biological process: cell volume homeostasis; potassium ion import across plasma membrane; chloride ion homeostasis. The transcript has a single exon. The record is from RefSeq and is a predicted model, not a curated record. NCBI's taxonomy places the organism in Eukaryota, Metazoa, Arthropoda, Copepoda, Harpacticoida, Harpacticidae. Gene Ontology annotation, molecular function: potassium:chloride symporter activity. The coding region runs from base 305 to 3085 and encodes 926 amino acids. Gene Ontology annotation, cellular component: membrane.